This is a messenger RNA of Strongyloides ratti, 525 nucleotides long. Its product is annotated as CUB domain-containing protein. Bases 1 to 525 code for a protein of 174 amino acids. NCBI's taxonomy places the organism in Eukaryota, Metazoa, Nematoda, Chromadorea, Rhabditida, Strongyloididae. Gene Ontology annotation, biological process: proteolysis. The transcript has a single exon. The record is from RefSeq and is a predicted model, not a curated record. Gene Ontology annotation, molecular function: metalloendopeptidase activity.
AUGGGACAAACUCAAAGACUUUCUUUUAAUGAUAUUAAAAUUUUAAAUUUACACUAUUGUGUUCAUUCUAAUUGUCCAUUUAAAAGACUUUGUUAUAACUAUGGAUACCAAGAUCCUCACAAUUGCAAUUUGUGUAAAUGUAUUGAUGGAUUUAUUGGUUCACGAUGUGAGCAGUUUAAUAUGAGACAAAUAGGAUGUUCGAAAACUUUAAUACUUCCAGAUCGUAAGCCUAGAACAUUAUUUUUAAAUGGAAAAAAAAACUGUGCUGUACAUUUUGUAGUAAACAAAACUAGUAGAAUUAGAUUUGAUAUUGUAAAAGUGAGUAUGUUUCCCAAUACUUAUCCAACUUGUCAAUAUGACAACACUAUAGAAGUAAAAUAUUGGAUGGAUAAAUCUGUAACAGGGGCAAGAUUUUGUCUUCAAACAGAAAAUAAGUUAAUUUUGUCACAUAACAAUCAUAUAAUUUUUCAUUACAGAAGUCUAGAAGUAACCAAUUUUGCUCACAUAUAUUAUAGUGAAGUAUAA